AUGGACACGAGCUACCUCGCCCAGCAGGUCACGACCAUCAUCGGCCAGCUGCACGGCUUGUUCGAUGAUAUUGGUGUCCCCAGCCAUGAGCGCGAUUCGCGCGAAGCAGAGUUGUUCUCGGCCCUGUCCGAGACGCUCCACAGCCAAUUGCGACAAGUCACCAACGAGAAGCAUGAGAUGACUGAAGAGGCGCAUCGCCUGCUCAAGACCAUCAGGCAGAUGGAGGCGUCGCUGGAGGACAACAAGCCCAACCCCAACUACGAGGAGCACGACGACAAGGCCAUCACCUUCCCCCUGACGCGCUGCCUCAAGGACCUGAAGGAGCGAUACAGCUCAGUCAGCAAGGUGCACAAGGAGCGCUUUGAGCAAGUCAGGAAACUCGCCGAAGCCCUCGAAUCGUAUGCGUCGCAUCUAGAACCCUCUUUCAUCAAGAUCAAACUCCCGCCCACCGCGCCCAACGCUACCGUUUCGCCCUCCUUCGAUAUCUCGCCCUCCUACGUCUCUAAGCUAGACAACGAGUUCACGCGCGUAUACGAGGAAUACACCAGGCGCAUAGACACAGUCAAGACCAUCUGCCAGGAGAUUAUCCAGCUGUGGGCUGAACUCGGCACGCCACAAGCGCAAACUGACAGCGCAAUCGUACAGUGUCAUCGCGACGCGCCUGAACAACUUGGCCUACACAAGGACGAUCUCGCGCAACUUAAGGAGAAGAAGGAGCGACUCAUCGAGGAAAAGCGCGGUCGCGAACGACGAUUGGGGCAGCUGCGUACAACCAUUGAGGAACUCUGGGAUCGCCUGGGUGUUGAAGAGCGCGAGCGCAAGCAGUUCCUCACUAGCAACCGCGGAUGCGGCCUGCGCACCAUCAACGAGUACGAGGACGAGCUAGCCAGGCUGAAUGAGUUGAAGCGCCAGAACCUACACUUGUUUGUGGAGGAGGCGCGUGUCCAGCUCCAAGAACUCUGGGAUGCGCUCUACUUCUCAGAAGAAGAGAUGCUUGACUUCACGCCUGCCUUCUCCGAUGUAUGUAGUGACGCCCUGCUCGCCGCACACGAAUCUGAAAUCGCACGUCUUGAAGCGCUCAAGGAGCAGCGACUGCCAAUACUACAGAAGAUUGACCGCCAUCGCGAGCUGAUCCAGGAGCGCGAUGAGCUCCAGCAAUCCAGUCAGGAUGCGACCCGUCUAAUGGCGCGUGGAAACAAGGGCGAGAGGCGCGACCCAGGCAAGCUCCUGCGCGAGGAGAAGAUGCGAAAGCGCAUCGCAAAGGAGCUGCCCAAGAUUGAAACUGACUUGAGAGUCACACUUGAAAGCUGGGAAGACGAAUACGGACGCCCUUUCCUGGUCCACGGCCAACGAUACCUCGACGAACUCUACGCUGCUGCACAAAAAGCAGCCCCACCACCUCGCGCAAAGACACCCUCCAACAGCGGCAUGCCUACCAAACCCGCAACUGUUGGGAGGUCCUCACAAGCACCUAGUCGUGCCGGAACAGUUCGUGGUGGUGCACCGCCAAGCCGAUCGAAAACUCCUGUGUCAAACUUCGGGCAAAGCGUAUCCGCUGCAAGCAUGUCGCGUAACAACUUUGCUCAGUCUGUCGGUCCAUCGCAAUUUGGUGCUUCGGUGUCGGCGGCAUCUGCGCAAAAGAGUCCUUCCAAGAUUCCUUCUCGUACUGGCAUGAAUGGCACAAUGAACGGCAGGAUGUCACCAGAGAAACGGCCACAGCUGUCACGGGAAGACUCUGCAACAAUGCGGAAGAUGGCGCCACCCAUGGCUCCUCCUCCACGCAUGAAGGAUCUGUUCGUACCGCCAGAGCCCUCACCCGUGGAGACACCAAUGAACCGUUUCGAGUUCAACCGUGGAGAGCGCAGCGAGAGCAUCGUGCGCCAAGUGGCACCAGAAGACCCCUACGAUGACCGAUCGUACUUGGGCCGUACCAUGCGCGGAGCCUACACACCUACAUAUGCACCGCCAUCACUAUCCUCCGCCAGCAGUAGACAAAUAUCGCAAACCUCGUCCACUGGCACUGCCGCUACCGGCAUGACCAUGCAGUCCGGCUCAGAGAACUGGGAAACGUUUAGUGAACAAUCCGAUGAGAUGCCAGAGGAGGAAGUAGACUUCCACGCCUACAGGCGGCAGAUGAAGCGCUACACACCCGACGGAGGCCAUGGUGUAGCUAGCCCCGGUCGCAUACAAGGCAAGAAAGUCCGCGGCAUACGCAGCGUCGACACGGGCGAGCUCCUGACAGAGCAAGACGGUCGCAUGGUACGGGUUAUCGAAGGCUCAGAAGCGGGCUGGACGACCGACGGCGACGACAGGUACUGA
This is a messenger RNA of Alternaria postmessia, 2319 nucleotides long. RefSeq lists its product as uncharacterized. The record is from RefSeq and is a predicted model, not a curated record. The coding region runs from base 1 to 2319 and encodes 772 amino acids. Gene Ontology annotation, biological process: microtubule cytoskeleton organization; mitotic spindle midzone assembly. Gene Ontology annotation, cellular component: spindle; cytoplasm; mitotic spindle midzone. The transcript has 3 exons. Gene Ontology annotation, molecular function: microtubule binding. Lineage: Eukaryota; Fungi; Ascomycota; Dothideomycetes; Pleosporales; Pleosporaceae.